GCUUCCCACGGCCCGUGGCUCCACGGACCGCGCCGCACGAGCUGACGCCAAUGCGCCGUGGGAAGAGUAGGUACCUCCCGUGCCAACGUGGGCCUGUGGUGCGCUCGCCUGUACAAACCGGCGCGGGGCGCGACGUGGCCCGUGAUAUCACAGGCCAUGAUGACAACCCUAUCGUGACGGGCAACGAAGUGACCCACCUGGCAACUCUGCCGGAGGAGGAAGCGGUAGUCGCCAUGAUGGGUCUGCCGCGGGCCGGCGACAUCACCAGAGCCCAACUUAGGAUCAAGGAGAGUAAAGAAUUCAAGAAUACAGUAGACAAACUAGUACAGAGAGCAAAUGCUUCAAUAUUAAUAGGCACAUCGUCCUGGAAGGAGCAGUUCUCGGAAGCAUUGACUGCUAGUUCAGGUUCGGAUGACCCUGAUGAACCGCCGUCGUGGUCGGACUACAUACUUCACAUCGUAACAGUCUUCUGGAAACUUAUAUUCGCUUUAAUUCCUCCUACGGACAUAGGAGGUGGCUACGUCUGCUUCGUAGUAUCAAUCAUAUGCAUCGGGCUGGUAACGGCUGUCAUAGGCGAUGUGGCCUCCCACUUCGGCUGCACGUUGGGCAUCAAGGACGCUGUCACUGCCAUCAUCUUUGUCGCACUAGGCACGAGUAUACCAGAUACCUUUGCCAGUAAAGUUGCAGCGAUCCAAGACAAGUAUGCUGACGCAUCAGUAGGCAACGUCACCGGAUCGAACGCUGUAAAUGUCUUCCUCGGAAUCGGAGUAGCGUGGACUGUCGCCGCCAUCGUCCAUUGGAGCAAGAACGAAAAGUUCAACGUGGAACCUGGAACGCUUGCCUUCAGCGUUACCCUUUUCUGCUCGGAGGCUUUAUUGGCAGUUCUAGUCUUGGUUCUUCGGAGACGAAAAUCCAUCGGCGGAGAGCUGGGAGGACCGAAGAACAUCAAAAUUGUUACUUCCAUGUUCUUUUUCUCUUUAUGGCUUGUCUAUCUUACCGUGUCUAGCCUGGAGGCUUAUGACAUCAUUGAAGGGUUCUAAAGAACCUAAAUUACAUGAGCAUUUGUGAUAGGAAAAGUAAGCGACCUAACGUGUUCGAUGGAUCCAGUAAUAGAGAACAAAAUAUCUCCAAAAUUCACUUUUCAAUACUUGUUAAAUUAUCAGCGAUGCGAACACGACGCUAGUUUAAUUACGUUUAAAAAAUGAUUGUAGAGUGCUAUCAAAAUUUGAGGUGGGUUUAUCCGUACAAAAUUUUAAUAUCAAAAUUAUCUUACACGACCUGCAAGUCAAUUUAAAGGCAAAAAUAUCAGUAGAACAAGUGGAAAAAUUGUGUGGUGCGAAUAUCAUAAACAUGCGCCAUGAUAAAACGCGAUAAACGAUAACAUUAAAUGCAAGUUAGAAAGAAAAAGAGAUGCAUGUGCUCAAAUGUAUAGAUUUUAGAAAUUCUUGAAUGUCUUUAUUACUUCUUCUUAGAACUAUCACUAAUUAAACUCUAAAUUGUAUGUGGACAUUUUGCUGUAUGUUAGCCAAAAGCAAGCGAUUUUAUGUAUAAAAAUCUAGAUGACUUUCUUAGACCUAAGAUGGUAUUAAU
Molecule: messenger RNA, 1590 nt
Organism: Hyposmocoma kahamanoa
Lineage: Eukaryota; Metazoa; Arthropoda; Insecta; Lepidoptera; Cosmopterigidae
Product: sodium/calcium exchanger 1-like
Exons: 7
Biological process (GO): sodium ion transmembrane transport; calcium ion import across plasma membrane
Cellular component (GO): axon; postsynapse; sarcolemma
Molecular function (GO): calcium:sodium antiporter activity
Source: RefSeq, a predicted model, not a curated record